This is a messenger RNA of Episyrphus balteatus (marmalade hoverfly), 2264 nucleotides long. Its product is annotated as serine protease grass-like. Gene Ontology annotation, molecular function: serine-type endopeptidase activity. NCBI's taxonomy places the organism in Eukaryota, Metazoa, Arthropoda, Insecta, Diptera, Syrphidae. Gene Ontology annotation, biological process: proteolysis. The coding region runs from base 328 to 1380 and encodes 350 amino acids. The record is from RefSeq and is a predicted model, not a curated record. The transcript is spliced from 4 exons.
UGAAAAAACCCAUAAGAUUAAGAUAUUUUCUAAGUUUUCAUAAUAUUUUGAUAACCCGCUGUGUGAUGUAUAAUGCUUUUAUUUUCUCAAUUAGAUUAGAUGGUAUAAGUAAAGAGAAGCAGUGCUUGAUAAGGCUGGAAUCCAUAUAGUCCAAAACACCGAUGGUUUUAAUUCGAAUCUAAAAAUAAAUUCCGGGUUUUUGAAGAUUGUUUGAUAGAAUUUUUGUAGAUCAUUAGUCUCAUAUCGAACCGCAAUCUAAGAAGUUCGAGUUCUCAGCCAGUGUCUGUGUAUAAAUAUUAUUUCCUUAACAUUCAAAAGCUUACUGCAAUGUCAAGGAUAAAAAGUGCAUAUAUUACGUUGAUAUUAAUAUUGACGGUAACUUAUGAAGUUGAUAAAACAUAUGGAUUGACCACUUUUAAGUCCGCCAUGGGUGAACGUGGAGAAACAGCUCAAAUACAAACCACAACUUUACCACCAGUUACCACCUCUGAGUCUGUCUUGGGUGAAUCUGGAGAAACACCUGUCAGACGUGCGGGUGUCGAAAGAUCGGAAGCUGAUGUGCAAGCUGGCUUAGCCUUGUUACGACAACAAGCAAACUGCGGAAAAAGUGAUGCCGAUCGAGUUGGGAAUGGAGUAUAUGCCAAUCUCUCCGAAUUUCCAUGGAUGGCCUUGCUAAUAUAUUCAGAUGGUGUCGAAAGAAUGAUUAAAUGUGCUGGAACUUUGAUUCAUGAAAGAUAUGUUCUCACUGCAGCUCAUUGUAUCCAAACUCGAGGCAAAAGACUGGUAAGUGUGCGCUUGGGUGAUCAUGAUGCCGAAACCGAGGAAGAUUGUGAAGGCGAGGGCGAUAAAAGAAAAUGUGCUCCACCAACACAAGAAAUUGACAUAGAGGAGGCUAUUUAUCAUAAAGACUAUACUCACAUCGAGUAUUCCAAUGAUAUUGGAUUGCUGCGACUUGUUAACAAUGCUGUAAUUAGAACCAAUGUAAGACCAAUCUGCUUGCCUAUAACGCAGAAAUCAAGAGAUUACUCCUUAAGUCAUAUGAUGACAGCUGGAUGGCGCCUUAAGGACAAUCGCUCUAAGGCUAAGAUUCUACAAAAAGCAACAGUUCCUAUAAGAACCAUCGAUUAUUGUCAAGAAAUCUACAGAGCUUCUCGAAUCACCCAUAAACAAAUCUGUGUUGGAGGAGGAGAAUACCCCAUCAAUAUUUGCCAAGGUGAUUCAGGUGGGCCACUAUUUUAUAUUGCUCCAUACAAUUGGGAUGUGCGGUAUAUACAGUAUGGUGUGGCUAUGGGUAGUAGCAAUGUUUGUGGUUCUAAUGAACCUGGAAUAUACGUUAGAGUUGAGAAGUAUUUGAGGUGGAUUGCUUCCAAUUUAACAUAAUAAAAAUUAAGUGUAUUUUCUGAUGAAAGUUGUUAAAAUCUUACAAAACAAAAAUCUAUUAAGUUUGUCUGAGUGAAAUCUUAAAAAGUUCGCUAAAUAAAGAAGCAACGAAGGCCUUAAAGCUAUUUUAAUUAUUAUGUAGACUUUUCCUCGAUUUCGGCUAUAUUUUGUAGUUGAAUUCAUAAUAAAUAAAAAAAAAACGUUAACGUUUGACUGAAGACUUCUUUAUACCUAUAAAAAAUGUUACAUUAUUUAUUAAAUUAAAUAUUUGUUUGUUCAAAACUGUACAACUUUAUAAGGGGUUGACCUUAAGAUUUAUUUCCGGCAGGCAGCACAACGUACGCCUCUGACACCAGCAUUUAGUUGGCCUAAGAAAUAAAACAAAAUACACUCCCGCUCGAAUUUAACGUACAUCCUAUUUGUUUUACAGAAAAGUCCUAUUAUUACUUUAUGUCACAUCAGAAUCAUGGUUAUUUUCUCAAAUGAGACAGGAGUGAUACUAGAUUCAAGGUAUGGAAUAAAAUAAUUGUGCGGAAGGUUUGAAGAGGGAUUUGCUGAAGUCUGUUUGUCAAACCGCGAACCUCUGAGAGGUGAUACCAUAUGUUUGAAUUUUCUUCUUGUGUUAGAAGGAUCCACAAAAAACGUUCUCCAUUCAUGAUGGUCUAUUCUGCUUUCUCAGGGAAAGGACUAAAUUAUUUGUAUAUUGUGCAAAACACCAUAACGCAGGACUAUACUAUGUACAAAGGAACUUGAAAACGUUUUGAUUCUUUUAGUUCGGAAUAGGUUUUUGAGACUUGCAGCUUUUAUAUUUAUGCAAUACGGAGUUUCUUACAUAGUGUCACGUUAUUCCUGAAUGAAAAAAUUGUAGUAUUGUACCGGGCUGG